GCUCCGGGCCGCCUUCCCCGAUUAGGCCCCGGGGCUGCUCUGGUUGAUGUGUUGGUGAAGUUCCUGCGUUUCUGGAGGCGUGUUUCUCUGGCUGGGCAAAAUAGUUCGCAAACUCGAGUGCUCAGGAAAACUGCAGAACAACCUCUUCAUUGCGGCUCACAAACAAGCUCCGGGGUUGGCCCGCUGCUUCUGCCCCUUCGUGCCUUGCCUGCCACCUUCCUCUCCCCGCCCCCCGCUUCAAAAUUGGAACCAGAAAAUGGGGAAGAAGAGUCGAGUGAAAACACAAAAAUCAGGCACCGGUGCAUCGGCAAGUGUGUCCCCAAAGGAGACCUUGAACCUGACCAGCGAGCUGCUGCAGAAAUGCAGCAGCCCCGCGCCCGGCCCGGGGAAGGAAUGGGAGGAGUAUGUGCAGAUCCGCUCUCUCGUGGAGAAGAUACGGAAAAAACAGAAAGGUCUGUCUGUUACUUUUGAUGGGAAAAGAGAAGAUUACUUUCCUGAUCUGAUGAAAUGGGCCUCUGAAAAUGGAGCCUCCGUGGAGGGUUUCGAAAUGGUUAACUUCAAAGAAGAGAGCUUCGGUUUGAGGGCAACCAGAGAUAUCAAGGCAGAAGAAUUAUUUUUAUGGGUGCCACGAAAAUUGCUAAUGACUGUGGAAUCUGCUAAAAAUUCAGUGUUGGGGCCCUUGUAUUCUCAAGACCGAAUUCUUCAAGCCAUGGGCAACAUCACCCUGGCCUUCCACCUGCUGUGUGAGCGGGCCGACCCCAACUCCUUCUGGCAGCCCUACAUCCAGACCCUCCCCAGUGAGUACGACACCCCACUCUACUUCGAGGAAGACGAAGUCCGGUAUCUCCAGUCGACCCAAGCCAUCCACGAUGUCUUCAGCCAGUACAAGAACACGGCUCGCCAGUACGCCUACUUCUACAAGGUCAUCCAGACCCAUCCUCAUGCCAACAAACUGCCCUUGAAGGAUUCUUUCACUUAUGAGGACUACAGGUGGGCUGUUUCCUCCGUGAUGACUCGGCAAAACCAGAUUCCUACGGAGGACGGUUCCCGGGUGACCCUGGCGCUGAUCCCUCUGUGGGACAUGUGCAACCACACCAGCGGCCUGAUCACCACCGGCUACAACCUGGAGGACGACCGUUGCGAGUGCGUGGCCCUGCGGGACUUCCGAGCCGGAGAGCAGAUUUACAUUUUUUAUGGCACCCGGUCAAAUGCAGAGUUUGUGAUCCACAGUGGUUUUUUCUUUGACAAUAAUUCACACGACAGAGUGAAAAUAAAGCUGGGAGUGAGCAAAAGCGACAGGCUCUACGCCAUGAAGGCCGAGGUCCUGGCACGCGCCGGCAUCCCCACGUCCAGCGUCUUCGCCUUGCACUUUACGGAGCCUCCUAUCUCUGCCCAGCUCCUGGCUUUCCUCCGAGUAUUCUGCAUGACCGAAGAAGAACUGAAGGAACACUUGCUCGGAGACAAUGCCAUCGACAGAGUCUUCACCCUGGGUAACUCCGAGUAUCCCGUCAGCUGGGACAAUGAGGUCAAACUGUGGACCUUUCUCGAAGACCGGGCCUCACUUCUUUUAAAGACAUACAAAACCACCAUUGAGGAGGACAGGGCCUUCCUGAAAAACCAGGACCUGUCCGUGCGCGCGACCAUGGCCGUCAAGCUGCGCCUGGGCGAGAAGGAGAUCCUGGAGAGGGCCGUGCGGAGCGCGGCUGCCAACCGGGAGCACUACCGCCGGCAGAUGGAUGCCGCGGCGCCGCUCCCCAAGUAUGAGGAGAGCAGCCUGGGGCUGCUGGAGGGCGGCGGGGCGGACUCGAGGCUCCCGCUGGUGCUGCGCGGCCUGGAGGAGGAGGCCGGCGUGCAGGAGGCCCUGGCCCUCACGGAGGCUGACAGCCGGCUGGUCAACGGCCAGAACUCUGUCCCCAAUGGGCCCAGGUCGGAAAAGGAGAACUUAAGUCCAGAAGAAAGAAAAAGAGCCACUGAGGACGCCAAAGAACCUGCUCCCGACGGCGUGGCCGAAGCCAUGGGGCGGCUCUGAGCGGGCGGGGUGCAGCCCCGAGCCCAGAACAGCCCUUCACUCCGCUGAGUUCCUGCCCCGCGCCUCCUCCUGCGGGAGGAAGAUAUGUUUUUGCUGCUUUAUAUGAAAUGAUUUUUUUAAGUUAUUUAAGAAAUCUAGCUCCCCUUGGUGAUUAAGGUUGCCACCUUGCUUCCCGGCAGAGCAGGCGCGUCCCCAGCAGGAGCGCAGCCGCCUAGAGAGGCCCCCGAUCAGACACGCUUUCUUCUGGGGGAGAUUCCCCCUCUCCGGCGCCCCGCGAGGCUGCCUGCCCCUGCCUACCCGAGGGCACACGGGCCAGGCCGGGGCGGAUGCAGAGCCGAAGCUGAAGAGUCCGGGGAGCUGAAGAGUCUGGGCAAAAUCUUUUUUUUUUUUCCCUAAAAAAAUACCAAUACUAAGAGAAGAGGCAGGCUGGCAACCUUAUUUUUAAUAGUUUUGAAUGUUGAUAAUCCUGAUUAUAUAAACGCGCGCGCGCGCACACACAGCUAGUGAUUUCUAAAGACUUAUUUACUUUUGUGUUUGUUUUACUGUACUAAGAACCUCCCUGUCCCGUGAAUCAGAGAGGGGCGUGUGCCACCCUGUUGGGGCGCCGGCCGGGGGUGCCGUGGGGCUGGCGCGGGGCCCUUCGGUCCACGCCAAGCUAGAGAUUUUCAAAGCUACACUUUUGAGUAAAAGCCUUAUUAAAAGGAAAACGUGAUUAAUUUUUUUGUCUAAUCCUUUUCUUUGGCGUGAGACAGCCCCUUCCUGACUUGCAGGUGUUUUUUGAACCUCAGCCUGGUGGGAGCCAGGGCGGGCCGGGGCCUGCCGGCAGUGGGCGAGCUCGGGAUGGAGCCGGGUGGGGGCCCCCCCAGAAGUGCUCGGGUCACUCCUCACUGCACACGUUUGCGCCGUCUCUGGUGUGUCCUGGCUGCUAAGCACAUCACUUAUUUUGAAAACUGCCAUGAACGGGCUCACCCACUCUGCCAGGCCUGUGGCCGAGGUGAGUCCUCUUCAGGAAGCCCCGGGAAGGCCCGGCCCUGCGGAGCUGAUGCGCUCGCGCCUGGCUCCAGGGAGCCCAGGGGUGUGCCGCCGCACAGGUUGGGGUCUCAGCUUUACCUUAGUGCCCCAGCGGUUGUGCCUGACUGUCCGUGAGAACACCUGGAACGCAGCGCUGAGAGGACACCUGGCUCGUGUCAGCCUGAGGCCGCCCCUCGUGUAUCACCAGUCUGUGACUGCGCGCACUUCCAGGAGGUGCACCCACUCGGGAAACUUGGGCCUCUCUGGUGUAAAAGCCCCAGCCAGAUACUUGAACUUUCGUGGCUAAUUUGUAGAUGUGUUUUCUUGAUGGAUUAAAAGUUCUCUAGUAUUAACUACGUCUUUCAGAAAAAUAUGUUCUCUAUGCACAGUUCAGACCUAGG
Molecule: messenger RNA, 3441 nt
Organism: Talpa occidentalis (Iberian mole)
Lineage: Eukaryota; Metazoa; Chordata; Mammalia; Eulipotyphla; Talpidae
Gene: SETD3
Product: SET domain containing 3, actin histidine methyltransferase
Exons: 13
Coding region: 257-2029 (590 amino acids)
Biological process (GO): peptidyl-lysine trimethylation; peptidyl-lysine dimethylation; actin modification
Molecular function (GO): histone H3K4 methyltransferase activity; histone H3K36 methyltransferase activity; transcription coactivator activity
Source: RefSeq, a predicted model, not a curated record